GGUCCGUGGGUCUUCAUCCAAGCCAUUCACUGCCUUCAACAGUGAACAACACAACUCAACACAUCACUACUCAUUUUGAGAGCCAGAAAGUGAGAAGAACAAGAGAGAGAGAGAGAUUAGAACAAGAGAGAGAGAGAGAGAGAGAAAAAACACUUGACGAUCAACAUGAACAACCAAAUUGACGAAGACCACAUGGCACUAAUUUCCCAGCUCUACCCGGGUGUCUACACCCAAAUGGUACCUCAACAAGGCGAGGCGAAACCUAGACGCCGUCGAAGGAAGAACAAGAGCGGUGAAGGCGGUGGCUGCGCGGCUGCGAAAAAGCGAAAGCUGAGCUCUGAGCAGGUGAAUCUACUGGAGAUGAACUUCGGAAACGAACACAAGCUGGAAUCGGAAAGAAAGGACCGUCUGGCCUCUGAACUUGGCCUUGAUCCUCGCCAAGUGGCCGUUUGGUUCCAGAACCGAAGGGCUCGCUGGAAGAACAAGAAGCUCGAGGAGGAAUACUCCACCUUGAAGAAAAUGCAUGACAACGUCGUCGUUGAGAAAUGCCGUCUUGAAUCCGAGGUGCUACAACUCAAGGAACAGAUAAUGGAUGCUAAGAAGGAGAUCCAGCGGCUGGCAGAGCGCGCCGAGGGGGUCUCGAGCAACAGUCCGAGCUCGUCGCUCUCGGUGGAAGCCGUGGAACCUCCCUUCCUAGGGGAAUUUGGGGUGGUGUCUGAAGGAUAUGACAACAUGUUUUAUGCUGCCGAGAACAAUUACAUUCAUGGGAUGGAGUGGGUGAAUUUGUACCUGUGAACUUCUAAUUAGGAGUAAUUUUUAGUCGUGUGUAGAUAUAGUGAUAAUAUGUAAUUUUGUAAUUAAAUCGUUCUCUUUUAUCUAUUAUCUAGAACCAGCUAGCUAGUUUCAGCGUGCUUGACUAAAAGCCUUUAAUCCUAUAUUAGCUUAAUUUCUAUAUGACUUGCACCUUUUGACUAGAAAAAUAUUGGAGGUGGAUUUGAUCACUAGUGCUGUUCAGGCCUCAGUAUUUUAAUGUAUAUAAAAGUAUUAGAUCAUGAUUUGCCUCUUGUCAA
This is a messenger RNA of Morus notabilis, 1070 nucleotides long. RefSeq names its product homeobox-leucine zipper protein ATHB-40. The coding region runs from base 166 to 795 and encodes 209 amino acids. The transcript is spliced from 3 exons. Gene Ontology annotation, biological process: positive regulation of DNA-templated transcription. Gene Ontology annotation, cellular component: nucleus. The record is from RefSeq and is a predicted model, not a curated record. NCBI's taxonomy places the organism in Eukaryota, Viridiplantae, Streptophyta, Magnoliopsida, Rosales, Moraceae. Gene Ontology annotation, molecular function: sequence-specific DNA binding; DNA-binding transcription factor activity, RNA polymerase II-specific.